AUGGAGGAAUCCUCAACAACCACGUGGCUAGGGAACGAGCCGUCCAACUGGGGGACUAACUCUCAGCCAGCACGUACAUCCGAGAUACUCAAAGCUUGUACGCCUGAAAAACCAGUUCUACGCGCGCAGACUACCACCCCUCAAGGUCCACAAACCCCUUACAAGGGCGUCCGAGUUCCAACAUAUCCAAACCAUAUCAUAAUUUUCUGGCAUCCCACAAUUCCAGGAUCCGUAACCAAGAAAGCCCACACGCCCGAAACACGGCACGUGUGUGAAUAG
Molecule: messenger RNA, 279 nt
Organism: Prunus armeniaca (apricot)
Lineage: Eukaryota; Viridiplantae; Streptophyta; Magnoliopsida; Rosales; Rosaceae
Source: the annotation of a GenBank genome assembly